AUGCAAGCGGUUCAGAAAGCUCCAGAAGGCACACCGGCUGCUGGAGGAAUGUUUGUGGUAAUAGUGCAUUCGGCUGAGGAUGUUGAAGGAAAGCACCAUACCAAUCCUUACGUGCACAUCUACUUCAAAGGGGAGGAGAGAAAAACAAAGCAUGUAAAGAAGAACAAAGACCCAAAGUGGAAUGAGGAGUUCUCCUUUAUGCUGGAGGAGCCUCCAAUCCAUGAGAAAAUGCACGUGAAAGUGUUUAGCACCUCUUCCAGGAUAGUGUUUGUACUGAGAUGCGCCUCGGUAGAGGCUGCCUACGUACCCUUUGAAGGGAUCAAGCCACGAGGAGCUAAGUUGUUUAGCGAUGGAUCCGCUUGCAGUAAAGGGUUUGGCGAUACGACUUCGUUUGGAGAUAUGGCUCUACUUGGCGGGAUGGCUAUAAUGUUGGCUCAUCACGACGAGGGAGUCUUGACUUGUCACGUAAUGGUGAGGGAGUCUUUCGAAGAGAUUAACAUGGCAUGGAGAGCUUGGAAGCUGGUUCGUCAGGGAGCUGGUUCGUCAGGGAGCUGGUUCGUCAGGAGGCGGUUCGUCAGGGAGCUGGUUCGUCAGGAGGCGGUUCGUCAGGGAGCUGGUUUGUCAGGGAGCCGGUUCGUCAAGGAGCCGGUUCGUCAAGGAGCCGGUUCGUCAGGAGUCGGUGUGUGGCCUCUAAAAUCUCAGGGUCGACCCUCUGAUUUGAGAUUUUUUCUUAAAUCAACUUUCUCUAGCUUCAAGUUUCACGAUCAUUACAAAAUAAUAAAAUAA
Messenger RNA from Arabidopsis thaliana (thale cress), 786 nucleotides. RefSeq names its product Calcium-dependent lipid-binding (CaLB domain) family protein. Gene Ontology annotation, molecular function: lipid binding. The record is from RefSeq and is marked reviewed. Bases 1 to 786 code for a protein of 261 amino acids. Lineage: Eukaryota; Viridiplantae; Streptophyta; Magnoliopsida; Brassicales; Brassicaceae. The transcript has 5 exons.